AUGACAACGACCCCGGACGCGCCGGACCCCUGCGUGGCAGAGGAUUGCAUGGUCUUCGAGGCCCUGUCGGCCUUCCUGCAGGGGCAGGCAAAUGCCCCCGCGCGGCUAUUGGCCGCGCUGGCGGAUCCGGCCGCUCCGAUGGCCAGCGACGGGACCGCCUGCUCGAGGCUGGCCGCGCGUGUGUCCGGCGAGGUUCUCUGCUCGGAGCUGGCUCGACUUCGGCCACCUCCGGCCGCGGCCGCGGGCCGCUUCAUUCGCCAAGUGGUCACGGCCAUCGAGUCGACCCGGGCGCAUGAGGUCCCGGAGGACAUGUAUGCCCUGUACUUCGAGCAUACGAUGUCCCCGGCGGCCGGAGCCGCCGGGUCCCGGGGCGACAGCAUGGCCGAUGACCCGCUGCAUUCCGGGACCUUCCGCACGCUGCUGGUCCCCCCGGGGGCCGCCACGCCGGGGGCCUGCCCGGACUGGCUGGCCGCCACGUCCCUGCCCCGGCACCUGUCGGUCCCGGCCACCAAUCGCCUGAUCAGCCACGGCACCACCGGCUUGGCCCUGUGGACGGCGAGCAUUGCGCUGGCGGAGCUGCUGCUCGGGGUCGGCCGGCCGGCCGGCGGCCCGGCCGCGGCCUUCCCGCUGGACAUUGGGGUCCCCCCGGUGGACGCGGCCCUGGGCCCGGAUGUGACCGCCGAGCAGUUGGCUGCCCUCUUCGCCAAGCCCCACUUCCUGUCCGAGCAUUCGCGUGCCAUGUCGGUCCCGGAGCCGGGAGCUUGGGACACCGCGGCCCUGGUGUGCCCUGACCGCCAGGCCCUCGGCCAUGCCGGGCCGGCCUGGGUGGCCGGGCGCCGGGUGCUCGAGCUCGGUAGCGGCUUGGGCUUCCUCGGGCUGGCGGCCGCCCUGGCCGGGGCCGAGCAUGUUCGCAUGACCGACGCCCACGGGCGAGUGCUCAGUGCGCUGGACUACUCGGUCGAAAUCAAUGCCAAGCAGCUGCGCCCGGGCGCCCUGUCAACCGGGGUGCUGGACUGGGCGGAUUUCCUUGCGGGCAUCGCGCCGGCCACGACGCCCGGCGCCCUGCCGUCCAUUCUCUCGCACCCGGCGACCGGCGAGUCGGCCGCCGCCACCGAGGGGCAGCACUUCGAUCUCAUCCUGGCGGCGGACGUCAUCUUUGAGGAGUCGCUCGUGGUCUACCUGGUGGCGGCCCUGCGCCAGCUGCUGGCCGGCCGGCGGAACUUCCCCCUUGGGGCCCUGGUGGCCAACACCAUGCGCCGGCCGGAAACGGUGGCCUUCUUCGUGGCAUAUGCCCGGGCUGCCGGGCUCCAGGUCCGGGAAAUCCUGCCGGCGUCGGGCGACGGCCCGGGCGCUUCCACCCCCGGGGGGCCCUGCUGCGAGGCCAUGUGCCGGUGGAGCCGGCCCGAGGCCAGCCGGGUCAUCAUCAUGCAUGUCACCGCACCGAUCGAGGUGUAG
Messenger RNA from Fonticula alba, 1455 nucleotides. RefSeq lists its product as hypothetical. The coding region runs from base 1 to 1455 and encodes 484 amino acids. Lineage: Eukaryota; Rotosphaerida; Fonticulaceae. The transcript has 2 exons. The record is from RefSeq and is a predicted model, not a curated record.